AAAGUAACGCAUAAUGUCCGAAUUUACGUAAUAUUUGCGGCCACCGGCCACGUUUCAGGCUCUAACUCAAUUUACACCACUUUCAUUCCACACUCCUAGGUAACUUAUAAAGUGUUAAAAUUUCACUUCCUCUCAGUUUACAUUUUAGUUCCAACCAAAUAAGUUAUACCAAAGUAUUAAAAUGUGGAGAUAUUUAUGUUUUUGUGUCAUUUUUUGUGCAGCGAUUGAAAUUAAUUGUUGGAGCGGUGACUCAGAUGGACACAGAAGCUCUGAGUAUGCAAGAAAUAAACGAGCGAAAUAUUACUCUAUCCCGUCUUACAAACACUAUAGCCGACCGACUUAUAGUUAUUCCAAUAGAAGCCCGUUUACCUAUUCAUAUGGUCACAUUUCAAAUGAUAUAGGACUGGCGUCAAAACCAAAGCCGUAUAAGGUUAGUAAAAGUCCAUUUAACGAAGGUUUGGGAGAUGAUGACUUCAAUAAUCUACUUAAAUAUCUAUCUCAUAAGGAUUUGGAUAAAAUUGUUGAAUUCGCCGCUGAAAAGGAAAGGAAUUCAGAUAAAUACAGAGAUACAGAUAAUUAUGAAAAUAGCGGCCAAUUUGAUAGUGAUGAAUUUAGAAAUAUUGAUUACGAAGAAGACAGUCCUUAUUCUCACGAUCCCAAUAUACCGUUUAAUUUUAAAUAUAAAAAUGUUGAACAUAAGCCCAGUACAAGUUAUCCACAAAUGCAAACCAUUAUGUAUACUCAAAUACCUACAGGCGACGAAGGAAGUGAACUUUUUAUGAACGAUAGAAAUUAUAUAUUCACUGAUAGUAAUACAAUGGCAGAAGAAGAAUUACCAAAGCCACUAAAUCUAAGAGAAGACGAUUAUGAUAUAUCAUCUACGAAUAAUGUGCGUUCAUUUGCAAAGCCAGAAACUUCGUACAUAUUAGAAAACUUUGCUGAUCUACCUCUGAUGGAUUAUGAACACUCUAAAUUGGAAAGAGUUAAUUCAUACAGCGUGCCACAUUAUUCUGUUAUAUCUUCAAGCAAUCACCGACCACGAUUCCCAUCACCAGCGCCACAACCAUCACAAACACCAUCAUCAUCACUCUCAUCAUCAAUACUGUCACUUAUAAACGCCCCGGAAGUGGAACCUGCUCCCCCAGCCUCUACCGCCAAGGAACAAAGUGAUGCUCAUCUCAAAGCCAUAAAAAUUUGGACUCACAAAUCUAAAGGAACGGCAUACACGUUGCAUGACGAUGGAACAUUGUCUCUUGAACAACCAUCCAACAGGCCUAGAUAUAAGUUUCCUUAGGAUAAUUUAUUUUACGGUAAAGUAAUUUAUGGGUGUUAAUUUUUAUAAGUAGGUAUUUCAAGAAAUAGUGUACACGAGACUAAUUAUAUUGUAAUUUAUUUAUAUUAAUAUCUAGCUUAAGAUGUAGGUAUAAUUCGUUCUAUGUCGGAUUUUGUAA
Maniola jurtina (meadow brown) is the source of this 1451-nucleotide messenger RNA. RefSeq lists its product as uncharacterized. The transcript has 2 exons. Bases 182 to 1294 code for a protein of 370 amino acids. Lineage: Eukaryota; Metazoa; Arthropoda; Insecta; Lepidoptera; Nymphalidae. The record is from RefSeq and is a predicted model, not a curated record.